CAAAAUGAGCAUAUCUCAAAUAUUAUGGUACUUGUUCCUACUAUAUCUUGGGUACAAGGCUCUCUAUUGGGUCCACUUCUUCUAUUGAGCAAGAGAAAAUUACUACAAAGGACAGAGGAUUAAGAAAGAGAGAGACAGUAAAACUUAUGAUUUCCCUCCUGAAAACCAAGCUGUCUUGGAGUGAUCUACCAUUCAAGAUCUUCUAGAUGGCCAAUUUAGUAGAAGAUUUACAGCUACAGAUAUCGUAAAUACUUAUGCCAAUAGAUGUUACACAAUUGGAAGGAAGCACAACUACACUGCUGAUGAGAUGUUUGAGAGAGCUCUCUCAGAUGCAAAAGAAAAAGAUAAGCAAUUGAAAGAUAUUCUUGACCAAGGGAAGAAUCCUAAAAAUGUCCUUGGCAAACUUCAUGGAAUCCCCUUUUCAGUAAAAGACCAUAUCUGGGUAGAAGGAACUAUUUCUUCAUGAGGAGUCAGCUCGAUGACUGAUAAUAUUAAAAAUAAGGAUUCUUAUAUUGUACAGGCUUUAAGAAAGGAGGGAGCGAUUCCUCUUGUUAAAGGAAAUUGAUCAGAAGGUAAUCUUACCCAUCAUACCACUAACCUUGUGUGGGGUGAAGCUAAGAACCCAUGGGACAAUACCAGAACUUGUGGUGGGUCUAGUGGAGGUGAUGCAGCCCUCGUUGCAUCUGGAUGAAUUCCUUUCUCCAUUGGAUCUGACUGUCUUGGAAGUCUCAGAAUUCCUGCAUUGUUCUGAGGAAUUUACACUCUUUUUCCAACUUUCAAGAGAAUGAGUGCCAAAAGAGCUGAGACUUAUCUGCAAGAUAAUAUUCAAAAUUUCGAGCUUCUUCCAUAUGCAAUUGGUCCUUUGACCCGAAAUGCAAGUGAUCUCACAAUAGUAGCUAAAAUUAUGUUCUCAGAGGAUGUUUAUGAAGAAUAUAGAAGAUACCCUAAAGUUCCUUUUAACAAAGCUCUUCAUUCAAGCACUGGCAAAUUAAAGAUCGGAAUUUUAAACGAUGUUGAGAAGAUAUCAACUCUUUCAAAAACUGCUGAAAGAUCUAUAGAGAUUGCCUCCCAAAUCCUUGAAGAUAAUGAUCAUGAAGUUGUUAAUGUUGACCUAGUAGAGAACACCGAUGAGCAAUCUCACAUGGUGCACCGUAACGCUAUAUAUAUGGCUGGAGUCCCUCUCAAAAACAAGUUAUUUAAAUCUAAAGAUUAUGUAGGUCCUGCUGUUAUCCUCAGUGUUAUAUUUAAUCAUGUUCCAACCUUGGUCCUCAAAAUUGCUGACUUUCUCUUUUCAUUCUGUAAAGGAAAGAGGACUUUAUUAUCAAUGAAAGAUUUAAUACAGCCAAGUGCGCAAGAUAUCAUGGAUUUUACAAUGCAAAAGCAGCAAACAGUAGAGAAGACAAUUCAGAAAUGGAAAGAACUUGGACUUGAUGCUUUGAUAGUUCCUUCUUUCCCAAUUCCGGCUGUUAAAAGCAAACUUUGUGACCAAGUUCUAUUGAUGUCAGGUGCUUAUAGGUUGGCUCCUUUUUGGGGAUUCCCUGCUGGUUCUGUUCCAAUCACUACUGUUAGAGAAGACGAACAAGAAUACAAAGAUGAAAAAUUUAAUGACAACAUCUCCAAAGCUUGUGCUGAAUCUAUGAAAGAUUCCAAAGGUCUCCCAAUGGGAGUAGAAGUGAUAUGCAUGCCAUAUAAAGAAGAGCAGAUUCUGAGAAUCAUGGAGUUACUCCAGAGAGACUCCAAUAAAAGAUAAAUUUCUAAAGAGUAGUUCAAUGUA
Messenger RNA from Moneuplotes crassus, 1774 nucleotides. The record is from the annotation of a GenBank genome assembly. NCBI's taxonomy places the organism in Eukaryota, Ciliophora, Spirotrichea, Euplotida, Euplotidae.